GUGAGCCGCGAAAUGACGUACUCGGGAGUCGGCCAUGAUGGCGGCCUAUAGUGUAGCCAAAGGCGGCCGUGGCUUUUUCAGCGGCUUGCGUCUGUCCUACCGGAGUUGGGUCCAAGUCCAACAUGCGAGCCUACCUUGCGGCCGCAGCUACUGCGCCGGCCAGCUGUCCGUCAAGGAGAGGAUUGACAAGAAGCGGCAAGCUGCGCUUAUCGGCGGAGGUCAGCAGAGGAUCGACGCGCAACACAAGCGGGGCAAGCUGACGGCCAGGGAGCGCGUGGCCCUCCUGCUGGACCCCGAGUCCUUCGUGGAGUCGGACAUGUUUGUGGAGCACCGCUGCUCCGACUUCGGCAUGGAGCAGGACAAGAACAAGUUCCCAGGUGACAGCGUGGUGACGGGGCGGGGCCGGAUCAACGGCCGCCUGGUUUACGUCUUCAGUCAGGACUUCACGGUGUUCGGCGGCAGCUUGUCAGGAGCUCACGCACAGAAGAUCUGCAAGGUCAUGGACCAGGCCAUGAUGGUCGGGGCCCCCGUCAUCGGCCUCAACGACUCUGGGGGCGCUCGCAUCCAAGAGGGGGUGGAGUCUCUGGCGGGGUACGCCGACAUCUUCCUGAGGAACGUGAUGGCGUCCGGCGUGGUGCCUCAGAUCUCCCUCAUCAUGGGUCCGUGUGCGGGCGGCGCCGUGUACUCGCCCGCCCUCACCGACUUUACCUUCAUGGUUAAGGACACGUCCUACCUGUUCAUCACGGGCCCGGACGUGGUCAAGUCCGUCACCAACGAGGACGUGACGCAGGAGGAGCUGGGCGGAGCCAAGACGCACACCACCGUGUCGGGCGUGGCGCACCGGGCCUUCGAGAACGACGUGGAGGCCCUGCUGCAGCUGCGGGAGUUCUUCAACUUCCUGCCGCUCAGCAACCAGGACCCUGCGCCCGUCAGAGAGUGUCACGACUCCAGCGAGCGCAUGGUGCCAUCCCUGGACACCAUCGUGCCCUUGGAGUCCACUAAAGCCUACGACAUGCUGGACAUCAUCCACGCGAUUGUGGACGAGAGGGACUUCUUCGAGAUCAUGCCCAACUACGCCAAGAACAUGGUGGUGGGCUUCGCCCGCAUGAACGGACGCACCGUGGGCGUGGUGGGCAACCAGCCCAAAGUGGCGUCCGGUUGCCUGGACAUCAACUCCUCGGUGAAGGGAGCGCGCUUCGUCCGCUUCUGCGACGCCUUCAACGUGCCCAUCAUCACCUUCGUGGACGUGCCGGGCUUCCUGCCGGGGACGUCCCAGGAGUACGGCGGCAUCAUCAGACACGGCGCCAAGCUGCUGUACGCCUUCGCCGAGGCCACCGUGCCUAAAAUCACCGUCAUCACCAGGAAGGCUUACGGAGGCGCUUACGACGUGAUGAGCUCCAAACACCUGAGAGGAGACAUCAACUACGCCUGGCCCACGGCCGAGGUCGCCGUCAUGGGCGCCAAAGGAGCAGUCCAGAUCAUCUUCAGAGGGAAGGACAAUCAGGCGGAGGCGGAGACAGAAUAUGUGGACAAAUUUGCUAACCCUUUCCCCGCCGCCGUCAGAGGUUUUGUGGACGACAUCAUCGAGCCGGCGACGACUCGCAAGAAGAUCUGCCGAGACCUGGAAGUGUUGGCCAGCAAGAAGCAGGUCAACCCUUGGAAGAAACACGCCAACAUUCCCCUGUGAUGCCUUCUCUGUCUUCAUGGUAGCAACCAUAUCCAGCUGUGUCUUCAUGGUAGCAACACCGUGGCGAUCCUAUGCAAUGGAACCUUUUCAUGAAGAAUUGACCCGGGCGUGGUGUCCAGGCUCCUCCUGUAAUGUAACGUCACUCCUCACAUUUUCUACGUCAAAAGUUGUCACAAGUAGAAACAUUGGCUUUUUAAUUGCAGGCCAAUAAAACUGUUACAACAAACAAGCAGUGCCGUUUUUUAACUUGGGGGGCCGCGAUGAGAAAAAUAAAUUGGCCAGAGGGCCGAUUAAGUGUGAAGUAACUAUAUAUUGUACAGUACAGGCCAAAAGUUGGACACGCCUUCUCAUUCAAAGAAAUGUGUUUUCUUUAUUUUCAUGACUAUUUACGUUGUAGAUUGUCACAUCAAAAUGAUGUUAUAGGAUUGGCAAUAAAAGUUAAAAAUAU
Molecule: messenger RNA, 2135 nt
Organism: Nerophis ophidion (straightnose pipefish)
Lineage: Eukaryota; Metazoa; Chordata; Actinopteri; Syngnathiformes; Syngnathidae
Gene: pccb
Product: propionyl-CoA carboxylase subunit beta
Exons: 13
Coding region: 35-1687 (550 amino acids)
Cellular component (GO): mitochondrion
Molecular function (GO): propionyl-CoA carboxylase activity
Source: RefSeq, a predicted model, not a curated record